GCAUAGUUUAGUUACAAUCAUACAAAGACCAAGCCAAACCCCCUUUUCCUUUCCUUCUCUACUUCUCUCUCUCUCUCCCCCUUCCCUUUUAUUUUCUUUCACCUCAUCAGUCUCUGUCUGCUAAACAUUACAAAACCUGCUUAUUUGGGACAAACAAUAGCAGAGCAGAGUAGGAAGAAGAACACUUACUAGUUCAAAUCAAUGGAUGAUGAAGAAGUAUUCUACUAGUUUCUUGUGUGGUGGGAAAAAACAAAAACUGGGAAAUCUCUCAGCCCAUAAACCCAACAUAGCUUAGUUUCAUUCAGAGUGUUUUCCAGAGGGGUCUUGUAGAGUGUAAUUUGUAAGAGAAAGAAAGCUUAAAAAAAGAGAAAAGAAAGGGCCAUAGUGUGUGUGUGAGGGAGAGACAGAGAGACAGAAAUGGUGGGCUCAGGAGCAUCAGACAGGAGCAAAGAAGCUGUAGGGAUGAUGGCCCUUCAUGAGGCCCUCAGAAGCGUCUGUCUCAAUUCAGACUGGACUUACUCUGUUUUCUGGACCAUUCGCCCUCGUCCAAGAGUCAGGGGAGGAAAUGGAUGCAAAGUUGGGGAUGACAAUGGCAGCUUGAUGUUAAUGUGGGAAGAUGGGUUUUGCCGAGGGAGAGUUUCAGAGUGCUUGGAGGAGAUUGAUGGGGAUGAUCCUGUUAGAAAAGCCUUCAGCAAGAUGUCGAUUCAGUUAUAUAAUUAUGGAGAAGGGCUGAUGGGGAAAGUUGCAUCAGAUAAGUGCCAUAAAUGGGUUUUCAAAGAACCUACAGAAUGCGAGCCAAACAUUUCAAAUUACUGGCAAAGUUCAUUUGAUGCUCUUCCUCCUGAGUGGACUGAUCAGUUUGAUUCAGGAAUUCAGACCAUUGCUGUUAUUCAAGCUGGACAUGGCCUCCUUCAACUUGGUUCUUGCAAAAUUAUACCAGAAGAUCUGCAUUUUGUGCUGAGAAUGAGGCAUACUUUUGAAUCUCUUGGGUAUCAAUCUGGUUUUUAUUUGACUCAACUCUUUUCUUCAAAUAGAAACUCAUCCUCUUCCCCAAUGGCUUCAAAACAAUCUGCCAUUCCUAUCCACCCUCCUCCCAACCUCCUUAAUUGGGCACAAAGGCCAAUUCCAUCUGCUCCAACUUCUCUGCUUCCUUCACCCAAUUUCCACACCUCCAAUAGGCUCGGUUUCCCACAAUCAAAAGACGAGACACACAUGUUUCUGAUGCCACAUUCGUCUGAAGCUCGAAUGGAAGACGUGAUGGGGGAUCAUGAGAAUGAUAUCAAAUGGCCUAAUGGGUUGUCUUUGUUCAAUGCCCUAACAGGACGUGCCGAUGAUGCCAAGCUUUUGUUCAACCCAGAGAGCUUAGGAACCAAACCCGAUCAAACUCACCUCCCUCUAAUCCUCGAACCGAAGAAUGCAAAUCCAAACUCAGAUCCUGCAGCUAUGCACAACAUGAAUGGAGGUAACUCGAACGAGUUCUUGAGCCUAGACAGCCAAUCUGAGAGUGCUAGGAAGAUGGAAAAUAAGUUCAAGAGAAGCUUUACCUUGCCUGCAAGAAUGGCUUCGUCGUCAUCUUCGACUUCACUCGACCAUCAUCCACAUCAAGCAGUCGAAUAUCGAAACUCAGAGCAGGCGGGCAUGUACUCGGAUGUGAUGGAGACAUACUUGGAAUGAAGAGGGGAGAAAAGGGCUGCUAGUUUAGUAGAAACAUAAGAGUUAUAAGUUUGUAUUUAGGCAAAGCUUUAUGGUUUCCUUUUAUUAUCUGCCGCACCUCAUUCUGUCCAGUUGUUCCUGCUAUUGCUUUUCAAUUUCAGUUAGUUUCUUCAUGAA
Messenger RNA from Benincasa hispida (wax gourd), 1830 nucleotides. Its product is annotated as protein RICE SALT SENSITIVE 3. Lineage: Eukaryota; Viridiplantae; Streptophyta; Magnoliopsida; Cucurbitales; Cucurbitaceae. The record is from RefSeq and is a predicted model, not a curated record.